AUGGCCUCGGAUAACGGUCCUAUCGCGACCGAAGCCCCUCUUCUGGCAGCGGCGACGCCCGUCGCAUCAGACGUUUUCGCGCUUGGAGAUCCUGCUCGCACCAAGUCGCUCAAGAGGGUGCGCGAAUCCACGCCGUCAUCGCCAACGUCUGUCAUUGAACCUGCAGUCGACGGCGCUCUCCCCGCGGCCGCUCCCUCUACCGACUAUCCCUCUCCUACGAAGUCUGCUCGCUUUGCCUUGACAUCGUCACGCCGCUCACCGACGCCUUUGACAGCUGCGGCCGCCCUCGAGGCUCUCGAAGAGGAACGCAGGCGCGAACUGCGCCUGAACCCGCCUGCAUCAAGUGACAACCCCGGCCACUCGGUCCUAUCUGUCCUCGCCGGCACUGUUGCUGCCAUGAGCCGGGCCGACGAAGCGCCACAAGCUCCCACGGCUCCCAUGGAAGCCUCUUCAAAGGCACCUGAGGCCGUGAUACCACCGCAGGCCAGUGAUGCGCCAGCAGAGGCCUCACAGAUGAGCCCGCAGAGCGUGACGAGCGCUGCUAGCAUCGCAGGCGCUCUUGUGACGGCAAGCCCCGGUCCAAUGGAUAUUGAUACCAAGAGCAACGAGCAACCUUUGCAACUAGAGGCACAGCAACAGCACCCAUACCAACACCAACACCAGUACCAAGACCAGCACCAGCCAGAGCACCAGCCAGAGCACCAGCCAGAGCACCAGCCAGAGCACCAGCCAGAGCACCAGCCAGAACAUCAGCCAGAGCACCAGCCAGAGCACCAGCCAGAGCAUCAGCCAGAGCAUCAGCCAGAGCAUCAGCCAGAGCAUCAGCCAGAGCAUCAGCCGGAACACCAGCCACCGCACCAGCAGCACCAGGCGGAGCACCAGCCAGAGCAUCCCUCGCAGCCGUCGCACCCAGCCCCGGUUCACGAUGAAAAGAAUCCGCCUGGAUCACUAUCGUACCCUGGAUCGCUUCAAGCCGCUGCUAUGAUGCCCGCACCACCCACGCGCGGCAUGAGCUUCCCUAUGCCGUCGCCUGGCCACGACUCUCCCACCCAGUCGGGUAAGAAACACAAGUGUCCAUUCUGCGAGACCGAGUUCACACGUCAUCACAACUUAAAGAGCCAUCUCCUCACGCAUAGCCAGGAGAAGCCUUAUAUCUGCCAAGAGUGCAACAUGCGGUUUCGGCGUCUCCAUGAUCUGAAGCGUCACAGCAAACUCCACACCGGCGAGAAGCCUCACAUAUGUCCCAAGUGCGAUCGCAAGUUUGCCCGGGGCGAUGCGCUGGCCCGACACAGCAAAGGUGCCGGUGGUUGUGCUGGCCGCCGCUCCAGCAUGGGUAGUUUUGCCGAGACAGACGACAUGGAUGGUCCAAGUCUGCAUGACGGCGAUGACUCGAUGGCCGGCAUAGUCUAUGGCAAUGAAGAAGAUAUGACGGAAGAGGAUAGACGUUUGAGUCUACCGAGCAUCAAAGCUCAGCAUGUUGCGGGAGGGCAGGGAAGUGUUGAUGGGUACAACGCUCAUUCUAGGACCUACCCGCCAGCAGGCCCUCGACCUGGGACAGGUGGGCUUUACCCGCCAAAUGUUGAUCGCGGCGCGACAAGUUCAAACACAUCUCCGAGCAUGCCCAACAGCAUUGCCGGCGCUCACACGUCGAACACAAGUGUGUCAUCGGUGCCUGUGGGCGGCGCUUCCGUCUAUUCACAAAGUGGCAUGACAGAAAGUCCGAAGCCUCUAAGCCCAGGGCACGAUGCAAACAACAUUGCGAGACAACGUUCGCCCAGUCUCACCCAGCAAUUCCAACAGCAACAUUAUGGCCGUAGGCCUUCGGAUAGGCACACCCCACCAGCAUUCGCUGCCUCCACAGCACAAACUGGCGCGGCCCCGUCGGCGGCCGCUCAUCCCCGUGGCUCAAGUGGAACGCAAUCCGGAAGUGGGACCGAAAACGGCGGCAACAUGUUUGCCACCGACCCCGGUGUAUGGGCGUACAUCCAAAGUCUCGAAGACAAGGUCAAACAAUUGUCGGACAAGGUCACGGCGUUUGAGAAAGCGGAGAGCGCGAAGCAGGCACAAAUUGGCCUGCUCACGAGUGAAGUCACUGGGCUCAAGAAACAGCUAGAGGCCCGGGAUGUCGAAGCGACGGAAGUCAAAGCAUAA
Molecule: messenger RNA, 2151 nt
Organism: Colletotrichum higginsianum IMI 349063
Lineage: Eukaryota; Fungi; Ascomycota; Sordariomycetes; Glomerellales; Glomerellaceae
Product: C2H2 zinc finger protein
Exons: 2
Coding region: 1-2151 (716 amino acids)
Cellular component (GO): nucleus
Source: RefSeq, a predicted model, not a curated record